Molecule: messenger RNA, 974 nt
Organism: Ceraceosorus guamensis
Lineage: Eukaryota; Fungi; Basidiomycota; Exobasidiomycetes; Ceraceosorales; Ceraceosoraceae
Product: mitochondrial import translocase, subunit Tom22
Exons: 3
Coding region: 216-695 (159 amino acids)
Biological process (GO): intracellular protein transport
Cellular component (GO): mitochondrial outer membrane
Source: RefSeq, a predicted model, not a curated record
CAACCUCGAGAUCAAAUUUUGACGUUCAGACAUGCCCUGUCGCAGAAUUUGAUGAGAGUCGCAUCGCCUCCACCCAUCAUCCAUCCUCACGGCUCGGCGUGCCAUUUGACCUUCCAACCCACAGCCUAUUGAUCUUUCGGGACUGGAUCAAUCCGCAAAGCGAAUUCACCACCGCAUCCCUCACAAGUUAGAAGUAACACACUUAUUCAUCGACCAUGCCGACCAUUGAAGAGAUCACGGACGAGGCUCUCUCCAAGCAGGCCAACGUGGAGGAUGAGGAGUGGGAUGACGAGAGCGACGCAGAGUCCGACUUCUCCGAUGACGAAGAAGUGACAGAGAAGGGACUCUCUCUACGCGAAGAGACAAUCUGGGAGCGACUAGCUGCCUUGGUAGACAUUAUCCCUUCUUCUACACGCACCCGCAUCUCCCACACUUUCCGAACAACUUCCGCCUUUGCUUUUACGGGAGCCAAAAUCUUUGGGAAUAUCGCUUGGGUCGUCACUACUAGUGCGUUGCUUGUGGGAUUGCCUUAUGCGCUCGCGGUGGAGGAUGAGGGAAGAAUCAUUGCUCAGGAGAGGGAGUUGCAAUCUCAAGGUGGAGGUCCUAUGCUCGCUGGUGGAGGACUAGGCGGCUUGCCUCAGGGACAACAACAGCAGCAAGCAGGCCAAGUGGGCGCCAAGCCCCCUGGCUUCUGAUCGUCUCCUCCACCGCCGUUGAACGCAAAAGGACGCGGAGUAUAAGCAGAUCAUGUCCCCAUGUCGAACUUGACGAUCAAUACAUCAUCAUCGCUCGCAAAGCACUGUGGGGACUGUGUGACGACACCAGGCGCUGCUCCAUGUUCGCACAAAGCGUGAGCAACUGUGGCAGCCGACUCUCGCAUGUGAAGAGCCACAAGUUCGACGCUACGCUUCAUUCCUCGCUGAUCAGCGUGCAAGCGAUAAGGUCAUUGGACGCAUCAAUGGGCUUCUCCAGCG